GCCUCUUUGCUCGGCAAGUAGGAACCGGAAAGCACCGGAACAAACAAAGGUUUGCCUUUUGCAUCUGCCGGCAGGAAUUACCCGAUGGCUGCCGGUUGUAGCUGCUCUUUGGAGGAAGGAGAAGGAGAAGGAAGCAAGGAAUGGAGCCCUUCCGAGUGCUGGAGCUCUACAGCGGGAUCGGAGGGAUGCAUUACGCCUUGCAAGCCAGUCGUAUACCUGCAGAAAUUGUUGCAGCUGUAGAUGUAAACACAGUAGCCAAUGAAGUUUACACACACAAUUUCCGCACCACACCAUUGUGGUCAAAGACAAUUGAGGGAAUAUCACUGAAGGAGUUCAACAAGUUAUCUUUUGAUAUGAUUUUGAUGAGUCCUCCUUGUCAGCCAUUUACAAGAAUUGGCCGACAGGGAGAUGUUUCUGACCCUAGGACCCGGAGUUUUCUCUACAUUCUUGAUAUUCUUCCAAGGCUUGCAAAGCUGCCAAAAUAUUUACUUUUGGAAAACGUCAAAGGUUUUGAAACAUCUUCAGCCAGAGAUGAACUUAUAAAAACACUUGACAAGUGUGGAUUUAUGUAUCAAGAAUUUCUGUUGUCGCCAACUUGCCUUGGCAUCCCAAAUGCAAGACUAAGGUAUUUCUUGAUUGCACGCCUUCAGACCAAACCUUUUCCCUUUCAUGUACCUGGCAAGAUCCUAACAGAUUUCCCAAACCAAGAUCAGGCCGAUUCAGAGAGGCCCAGAUGUAGUGCAGGCUUGAUGGAAGCUGGUUCCCCACUGCCUACAAAAGAGACAGUCUCUAGUUCUGAUGAUAAGGAUGGACAUUCUUCAAAGAGGGACUUCCUAUUCAAGCUUGAAACAGAGGAGGAACUGGAAAGGAAGCAGCAACAGGACAACAAUCCCUCUUUGCAAAUGCUAAGGAAUUUCCUUCAAGGGGAUGGAGAAGAACUGAGUCAGUACUUCUUGCCACCCAAAUCCUUGCUGCGCUAUGCUCUCCUUCUAGACAUUGUUACACCCUCUUGUAGGAGAUCCACAUGCUUCACAAAAGGGUAUGGGCACUAUAUAGAAGGAACUGGCUCGGUGUUGCAGACAGAGGAAGAUAUCCAGCUUGAAUCUGUAUUUAAAUCCUUUGAGAGUUUAUCUGAAGAGGAGAAGCUUAUGAAGCUGUCGUUGCUUAAACUGCGGUACUUUACCCCAAGAGAAAUAGCAAAUCUACAUGGAUUUCCUCCAGAAUUUGGUUUUCCUGACAAAGUAACCACAAAACAGCAAUACCGUCUGCUUGGAAACAGUCUCAACAUACACGUAGUUGCUAAAUUAAUCUCAUUACUGGUUGGUUAAUGUGGGAAUGCAACCUGGACUGAUGAUCUAUCUUGUAUGCAUCCUACAACAAGAGACUACCAGCUGAAUCCUUGCAAAUGGAAUAAAAGUGAUCACUGUGAUGCAUCUGUGUGUCUGCUAAUGUGAUUAGCUUCCAUUUCUGGUGUUUAUCAAAAGAAAAGAAAAAAUCCCAAAUCCAAUUGUUAAUUCCACCUAGAGUUGACUGAAUAAAUUAAUUGUUGAAUUUUAAGGUAACACAUAAAUCCUAUGGAUUCACUGGUUCUACUUUUGUGAUGGCAAGCAGUUGGAUUUAGACUUGAUGCUUCCCAUCUUAUUUAGUUGUCAUACAAUUUAUGACAAUAUCAGCUGUUACUGACUAUGUUGUGUUGUAAUUUGUGAGCACUGAAGCUGUGGUUUGUCAACGAAAAAAUGAAAUUAUAAUGUUGCAAUGAAAAAAAUGUUUAAAUUUGAUUAUAAGACAUCUCGGUUACAUCUAAGCUCAAGUGAAAGAAGGGACUAGUUUUUUAAUUAAAUAAAACAAUUUUGUAAGAGUAA
Anolis sagrei ordinatus is the source of this 1862-nucleotide messenger RNA. RefSeq names its product tRNA aspartic acid methyltransferase 1 (gene TRDMT1). Gene Ontology annotation, molecular function: methyltransferase activity. Lineage: Eukaryota; Metazoa; Chordata; Lepidosauria; Squamata; Anolidae. The record is from RefSeq and is a predicted model, not a curated record. Gene Ontology annotation, cellular component: nucleus.